CAGGGGUGGGUGCCCCCUGCAGCCCCCCCCCUUGCAGGAAGGGUGAAGAUGGGUCCCGCCGCCUUCCUGGGGCUCUGCCUGCUGGGGUGCCUCGUGCUGCCCCCCUCCCUGCCGGGGGCCCAGGCCACCAGGUGUCCCCGGGGGUGGCUGUCCUUCGGGGGACACUGCUACGGCUACUUCGGGCAGGAGCUGAGCUGGAGGAAGGCUGAGGCGUGGUGCCAGGCCACCGGCGGGGGCCACCUGGCAUCGCUGCACAGCCCCGAGGAGCACCGGGCGCUCGCCGCCUUCAUCGCCCGGCGGCCGCGGCGGGGAGAGGACGACGAGGAGCGGGACAAGGACCGGGACCGGGACCGGGAGGACGGCGUCUGGAUCGGGCUGCGCCGGCGGCGCCAGGCCUGGCUCUGGGCUGACGGGUCCCCGUGGCGCUACUGGGCCUGGGACGGGGACGAUGGCCCCAAGGGCCAGCCCUGCAUCGCCCUGGAGGACUCGGCAGGGUUCAUGGCCUGGGAGGGCGAGGCCUGUGGCGAGCGCAAACCCUUCGUCUGCAAAUACCCGGCCUAAGGGGGCGAGGGGCGGCCCCCCGCGGCCCCCCAAAUCUGCAGGCUGCCCCCCCCUCUGUGCAGCCCCCCGACCCUGCGCCUG
Molecule: messenger RNA, 642 nt
Organism: Corvus hawaiiensis (hawaiian crow)
Lineage: Eukaryota; Metazoa; Chordata; Aves; Passeriformes; Corvidae
Product: dromaiocalcin-1-like
Exons: 5
Coding region: 49-561 (170 amino acids)
Molecular function (GO): signaling receptor activity
Source: RefSeq, a predicted model, not a curated record